Patella vulgata (common limpet) is the source of this 3226-nucleotide messenger RNA. RefSeq names its product innexin unc-7. The transcript has 2 exons. Gene Ontology annotation, molecular function: gap junction channel activity. Lineage: Eukaryota; Metazoa; Mollusca; Gastropoda; Patellidae. The record is from RefSeq and is a predicted model, not a curated record. The coding region runs from base 127 to 1290 and encodes 387 amino acids. Gene Ontology annotation, cellular component: gap junction; plasma membrane.
UAUAUCAUGCUAUUCUCUGGUUGGCUGGUAAAUAUAAUUAAACAGUUAACUUGACAGGGGAAAUGUCAAAAGGACUAUAUCCUUCCUGGGAGGCACGCACAGUAACCUACCACAAUCCAAUCAUUGAUGAAGAUGGGUAGAAGUCUAGCCUCAUCGUAUUAUGACUUCAGUGAAAAACUGAACUUUUAUUGGACGAGUUUAAUUCUGCUACUGUUUGUUUCUCUGGUUGCUGUGCUUAAAUAUGUAUUUUUGGAGUCGUUAAUCAGCUGCUGGACGCCUGCUCAGUUCACUGACCAACUGGGAAAAUACACACACGAGGUAUGCUGGGAACAAGGCAAGGUCUACCUUCCCUUGCAGUAUGUCAUCCCAGUCUCAAAUCACGGCGGUGAAAGGUCAACAGAAACAUUCCAUACAUGGAUUCCAGUGGUUCUAAUAUUUAUGAUGUUGGGAUUCCAGAUACCACGUGCUGUCAAGUUGGUGUUUGAUUUAUUUCUACGAAAUCCGACCACCACAAUUAGCGAUAAGGACAACCAUGCGAAUAAUACAGAAAAUGCUGAACAACUCGCUGAUAUCAUCAGAGAAUCUCAGAAUCAAAGCUCAUUCAUUAGAACUCUAUCCUUCAUUAUUGUCAAACUUUUAGUCUGCCUUAAUCUUCUUAUCCAGUUUAUUUUUGUCUCACGUUAUUUCAGAGAUUCCGUUAGAAAGGAAACCAUUGAAACAUACAAUGAGAGGAUGAACAAAACCAUCACGGUUCCGGUUUACAUCUUUCCUAAAACCAUUCUCUGCGAUUUUUCAGUCAGACAGUUUCAGGUCGUUCAACGUCAUACCAUCCAAUGCAAUAUGCCCAUCAACUAUUUAUACGAACAGUUUAUUCAUAUUUUCUGGUUUUGGCUUUUGGGCGUCGGCAUAUUCACUGGCCUCGUUUUGGUCGUUCAGUUGGCCUCGCUUAUUGUACCGCCGAUAGUCAGACUGCGAUUCCGAGGAAUUAUUCCUGUAAAAGAAUUAAACCAAAGGAAUUUUUCUGUCGAUGAUUCGCUGUUGAUGUUGUUGGACAUUCAGAAUAGAUCUGGCUUGGCAAUGACACGAAAAGUGGCCGCCAUUUUAUCCCAAUCACCACAGUCGAGCGCGAACCAGGGGCCAAAGGGGUAUAACUCUCAAUCGGGCUUCCACGUGGGAGAAGAUGCAUUGACCAGUAUGCCCAUGACGAAUAUUGGAAUGAACGCUGAGGCUGAUACAAGCACCUCCCCAUUGAUGGACGUUAGUAGAUCGGAAAAAUCUGGUCUUCCGUAGUCACGAUUACUAUUAAACAAUUAGAUAUUUCGUUAAGAUCAUUAUUUGCACAGUGAAGACAAUAGCCUGUUUCUAGGUACAGACCCCAAUCCUUUUUACAGCCUUACAUCAGCAUGAAAGCAAACGGUAUUUUUGUGGGCGAUGUUCUGUCGGGCAAAACAAUCAGCUCCUUCGAUACUGAUCUCUGGCCGCGUAUCUCCUUGGAAUUUACCUAAGUAAUGACUCCGGGGAUAUCUUUUUAAACCAGGGGCAUACAGGCGAUGACCAAAGGCAAUUUGUACACAAUUGUUACUUGCUCCAAUAUUGCUAGCAAUAUCAGCCGCUUGUUCGUUACUGCGACAUUAACAAAUAUCGAAUUUUGUCGGUCUGCAAUCAUUUAUCAACUGUAGUCUCUUGUGCAGUACUAGUUUUGUUUGAUCAAUCAGCGUAAGCACUAUCAUGUGAUCGUACAAAAUGGUGGCACUCAUUACUAAGAUUUUCAUCCAUGUGCGCCACUAUUUUGUCAAGUUAUAAGAAAAACGAGAGCAAUCCCUAAAUCGUCGCCUGUAAAUUGGAUGUACGAACACACAUACAGUCCUGAUUUCGACAACACCGGGGCAUCUUGCUUACACGGGCAAGCACAAUAUCGACCUUGUACAUUAGGCUGAAGCGAUAUAUUGGCGGAUAUGCCUCAAAUUUUGCACUUUAUUAUCAUACUGUAUGAGAAUAUUUAAAGUUAUACAUGUUAUUAUCACACUAUACGACAAUAUUUAACGCUCUAUAUUUUAUUAUCAUACUAUAUGAGAAUCUUUAAAGUUAUACAUGUUAUUAUCAUACUAUAUGAGAAUAUUUAACGCUCUAUAUUUUAUUAUCAUACUAUAUGAGAAUAUUGGAAGCUCUACAUUUUAUUAUCAUACUACAUGUAUGUGAGAAUAUUUAACGCUCUAUAUUUUAUUAUCAUACUAUAUGAGAAUAUUUAACGCUUUAUAUUUUAUUAUCAUACUCUAUGAGAAUAUUUAACGUUCUAUUAUCAUACUUUAUGAGAAUAUUUAAGUCUCUAUGUUUUAUUAGCAUACUAUAUAUAUGUGAAUAUUUAAGUCUCUAUGUUUUAUUAUCAUACUUUAUGAGAAUAUUCAAAACCCUACAUUUUAUUAUCAUACUUUAUGAGAAUAUGCAAAACCCUAUAUUUUAUUAUCAUACUAUAUUAGAAUAUUUAAGUCUCUAUGUUUUAUUAUCAUACUACAUGGAAAUAUUUAACGCUGUAUUAUCAUACUUUAUAAGAAUAUUCAAAACCCUACAUUUUAUUAUUAUACUUUAUGAGAAUAUUUAAACCUCUGUAUUUUAUUAUCAUACUUUAUCAGAAUGCUUAACGCUCUAUAUUUUAUUAUCAUACUAUAUAACAAUAUUUAAUGCUGUAUUAUCAUACUAUAUAUAUGAGAAUAUCUAACGAUCUAUAUUUUAUUAUCAUACUAUAUGAGAAUAUUAAAGGCUUUAUAUUCUAAUUAAAGGCUUAUUAAAGGCUUUAUAUUUUAAUUAAAGGCUUAUUAAAGGCUUUAUAUCUUAAUAUCAUACUUUAAGAGAAAUAUUUAAUCACCGUACAAUAUUUGACGCUCUAUAUCUAAUUAUUAUAUUCAAUGAGAAUAUUUAAAGCUCUGUCUUUCAUUAUCAUACUUUAUGACAAUAUUUGAGGCUCUAUAUCUAAUUAGUAUACUCAACGAGAAUAUAUAAUGCUCUAUCUUUCAUGAUCAUACUUUAUGAGAAUUUGUAAAAUUGUACUAAAUAGAGUUGUCUAAGACUGAAUAUUUUAUGAUUUUUCUCGGAGUAUUUGAUAAUAUUUUCAUCUAUCACCAUCAGCAAUUUUAAUUUGGACUUUCAAUAUUUCAUAUAAAUGAAUUAUGAUAUUUUCUUGUUUUGGAACAAGUUUGUAAUGUAUCCAUAAUAAAACGAACCAAGACCC